AUGUCGUCAACGCAAUACCCCCCGGUCGACGACCGGGAUAAACACCCGCCCGAGAACAUUCACGAAGGCGAUCAAGACAGUCGCGAUGAUCUCGAGUCGGGCGAGCCUGAUGUCGCCAACAUUGAGCGCAUCUACCGGAAAUUGGACUUUCGCAUCAUCCCCGCCUUCUGGGUGCUGUAUUUCCUCUGCUCCGCUAUUCGAUCGAAUGUUGGGUUGGCGCAGACUAUGAACGCCGACGUCGGGCAUGAUCUCGGGUCUGUCUUGAAUUUGACGCCGCAUCAGAUCUCGACCGGGUUGGCUUUGUUUUAUGUGUGUUAUGUUGUGUUUGAUCUGCCGUCUAACCUGAUCAUGACGCGGUUGAGCCCGCACGUCUGGAUGAGUCGGAUUGUCAUCAGCGUGGGCAUCAUCGGGGCGUGUAUGGCGGCGAUGAAAGCCGCCUGGAGUUUAUAUCUCCUCCGUCUCCUCCUCGGUGUCGUCAUCGCCGGCAUGUGGCCCGGCAUGGCCUACUACCUCACCCUAUUCUACCCCCCCUCUCGCACCGGCAAACGCAUCGGCCAAUACUACACGGCCGCGCAAGUCUCCGCCGCCGUCGUGGGUCUCGUAUCGGCCGGAUUCCAGAAGAUGGACGGCGCGCACGGCCUCGUCGGCUUCCAGUGGAUGUUCCUCGUGUACGGCGUCAUCACCGUCGCCGUCGGCAUCGUGCUGCUCUGGUGGCUCCCCGACCGGCCCACGGCGCCUGGCGAGCAGCCUCCCCAGCGCAAAUACCUCUGGUGGAUCCCGCGCAGUCCGCCGGCGCUGACCGGCCGCGACGCCGAAAUCCACUACUACGAUCUGAAGCGCGUGUAUCACCGUCCGCAGUGGACCUUGCGUGAUCUCACGCGGGUGCUGCUGGACUGGCGAUUGUGGCCGCUCUUGAUCAUGUACUUUGGCGUGGUGGGCGUGGGCAUCGGCGUGCAGAACUACGCCACGGUUAUCAUCAAGGGAAUUAACCCUAGUUUGAACGGGAUUGACUUGAGUCUUUUGACUGCUCCGAUCUGGAUCGUACGUCCCCUCAUCUAUCUCAACCAUCUCAUCUCAACUACAUACUAA
Aspergillus melleus is the source of this 1089-nucleotide messenger RNA. RefSeq names its product putative MFS transporter. Gene Ontology annotation, cellular component: membrane. Gene Ontology annotation, biological process: biotin import across plasma membrane. Lineage: Eukaryota; Fungi; Ascomycota; Eurotiomycetes; Eurotiales; Aspergillaceae. The coding region runs from base 1 to 1089 and encodes 362 amino acids. The record is from RefSeq and is a predicted model, not a curated record. The transcript has 3 exons. Gene Ontology annotation, molecular function: dethiobiotin transmembrane transporter activity; biotin transmembrane transporter activity; solute:proton symporter activity.